Prorocentrum cordatum is the source of this 975-nucleotide messenger RNA. The record is from the annotation of a GenBank genome assembly. Lineage: Eukaryota; Dinophyceae; Prorocentrales; Prorocentraceae.
AUGUGCUCGCGGCUGGCGAGAUACGUCGGCUCCACACAUGUUUCUUCAGCAACCCCGAGCGUCGUGCCUGGUGCUGUCUCCGUCUGGGUGCACACUCCAGAGUAUCUCGCACCCUUGGCGUUGCGGGCAACACCAGACGUCAACGGCCCCAGGACGAGCAAUAUGCUUCUGCCAGGCGACGAGUUUGCCGUGAGCGAGGAAUUCCAGGGCGCCGGCGGCAUUCUGUACCUGAAGCUGUCCGACGGGAGGGGCUGGGCUUUUGACCGGAAGCCUGGUGUAGGCGGAAUGUGCUCGAGGAAGCCGGUCCUCUCGGCCGGCUUCUCUGCGCAGAUGCCACCGGGCAGCGUUCGGGCGCCCCCUGGUGGGCCUCCUGCUCCCAACAGCGGGGCGCUAACGCCAGGGCCUCCGCCGAUGCCAGCGACCUUCCUGACACAGUGGAUCUACAAUCCAGACUACAAGGUGCCCAUAGACGUGCGGGCCACCCCGGAUGUGAACGGCCCGAGGUGUCCGACCACGCUGUCCCCGGGGGAGAUAUUCCAGGUGGCCGAGGAGCGUGCCUCGCCAGACGGCAUCAUAUUCUUGAAGCUGGCCGACGGCCGAGGCUGGGUGUUCGACAGGAAGCCAGGCGCUGGCAACAUGUGUGCACGCUACACCGCGCCAGUGAGCAGGCAGUUCAGCGUGGCCCAAACGGUCAAUGGCUACAUGACGCCGACGGCAGGGGGUUCUGCGACGCCCAUCGUGGGCGGUGGUGCCGCGACGCCUGUCGCGGGCGGUGGGGCAACUCCUACAAUGGCACACCGGAUGGUUCAGAACGGUUCAACGUUUAAUUUUCCUGCCUCCUUGCCGAUGUUGCACGGAGGCGCCGUGACGCCGCCCCCGCCGAUGCCGCCGGGCAACUCUGUCACAGUCUCGCCGAUGUUCCAGGGAGGGCCCGCGUCUGUCGCGGCGUCGCCCGGCUUGCCGACAAGGUGUUGA